Molecule: messenger RNA, 429 nt
Organism: Hibiscus syriacus
Lineage: Eukaryota; Viridiplantae; Streptophyta; Magnoliopsida; Malvales; Malvaceae
Exons: 1
Coding region: 1-429 (142 amino acids)
Source: RefSeq, a predicted model, not a curated record
AUGAGGAGUGGAACUAGGAGGGUAUUUGGCUCCAGUAGUAAUUGGGACCAAAUCAAUGCUAGAUGGAUAUGGGAUAACAUUCGGAAUAGGUGUGAGAAGGUAUGUUGGCACCGCCUGGUGUGGUUUCCUGGCCAUAUCCCAAAGUUCUCGCUGAUCUCAUGGAUGGAAAUCUUAGACAGACUGCCCACAAAGGACAGGCUUUCUAGAUUUGGUGUAGUAACGGACAGAGGUUGUGGUAUGUGCAGCUCUGGUCUUGAAUCUCGCGACCAUCUCUUUUCUGACUGUGCAUACACAAAGGAAAUCUGGACUGCUAUUCUUCUUUCCUGUGGUCUUUCUCAGGCACCCCUCGACUGGAAUGGCUCUCUCCAGUGGUUGUUGCUUAACCUUAAGGGUAAAUCUCUGCUGGUGCAUAUUCUCAAGCUGGCUUAG